Paraglomus occultum is the source of this 1170-nucleotide messenger RNA. The record is from the annotation of a GenBank genome assembly. NCBI's taxonomy places the organism in Eukaryota, Fungi, Glomeromycota, Glomeromycetes, Paraglomerales, Paraglomeraceae.
AUGGGUGACGACUUUGAACUCUCUUUUGAGGAUCAAUUUGAAGACCACGCUGUCGACUCUGACACUCCAUCCCGGUCAAAUUCCCUCAAACUCAAAAAAGGGAAUACUGACAGUCAACGCAGAAGAGAAAAGCGACGGUCGAAGCUUUGGUAUGAGAAGACGUCUCAACCAGCAAGUGACAGCGAGGCCAGUACAGGUGCUCAAGAAACGAUUCCAACAGCGAUUGUCAUUAAAAACAUUCCCUUUUCCAUAAAGCGAGACGCGCUUCUUGCUAUCCUCAAUAAUCUCGAUAUCCCAAGACCUUAUGCAUUCAAUUAUCACUUCGAUAAUGGUGUAUUUAGAGGUUUGGCCUUUGCAAACUACCGAACUCCUGAAGAAACAGAUCUUGUAGUGUCGGCACUGAACGGCUACGAGGUUGCCGGUAGGAAACUCAGAGCAGAAAAAGAAAAGGCAGAACAGGAUGUACGAGAAAAAGACAAAAUCGUAAAAGAAAACGCUAAUCUUAAACCGGAAAAAAUGGAAAAUGGAAAACUAGACAAGACAUUGGCUGAUAGGAAAAGUCCAGAGCCCACAAAUCUCGACCUUAAUGAUCCCGAGACGCUCAAAUUCUAUGACCAAGUUAUUAUUUUCCGUGACGACAAAAGCCGUGAAGAACUGGCCUUUUCCAAGACGUUAACGCCUUCUCAGCGACGCACAGUACAUUUGAUUGCUCAGAAACUUGGGCUGUUCGAUUACAGCGAGGGUGAUGGUGAUGAGAAAGUGCUGAGGAUAGUGCGCAAACCCGCUUCAGCCGCUAUUAAUAUCAAGCAGACACCCUCUCGUAAUGGAUCUUACGGCAGACGAGCAGCAGCACAAUUGUUUGCAAACGCUACAGGCAUGUCAGAAAGUCCUUCCAAUAGAACACUGAGAGGUGGCGAAGCGUCGCCGUUAUCGCGAUCGCCUUUCAGAAGAUCUUGGAUCGCCGACGGUACGCCGAUUGUUUUCCCAAUUCGGCAACCUCGGGGACCCGAUCCAACACAGAAUUUUGCUUUUCGUCCGUCUCGGUUGCACACAUCUUCGAUUGCAUUUGGAGUAGUCGACGAUUCUGAUGCAGCGUCCGAUUAUUCCGAACAUAGAAGAUCGGGCCUUUUUGAUGUUCACGCACCUACAUUUCAAUCGAUUGUUUCGUAG